AUGCAGCACGAGGUGGAGCCCCCGAGCUCCUCCAACCUGGGCAACCCCAGCACACACAGGGAGGCAGAAACCCUCCUUGUGGACCUGGAGACCCCGGAGGAGAUACAAGUUCGAAGCCUAGGCAGGCCCGUCAAAUCCUCGAAGCAGUACCUGCGACAUGUCAUUGCAGAAUAUGAGUCCCUAGACCGAGAGCUCCCAUGUAUCCGGAAGUUCUCCUCCCCGCCGGCUGCCCAGCCCCUGUGCCUAUGCAUGGAGACUUCAGAGGAUUUUACCCACCUGGAGGUUCUGGAGGCGCUGGAGGCCGAGUUACCCGGGGCCAUGGAGAGCGGGCGCGUGAGCAGCAUCCGCUUUGAGAACAUAAAUGUCAUCUGUGGGACCGCGGGCCGCCGGAACCGGUGGCUCCUCACGGUCACAGACUUCCAGACGCGUUCGCGCCUGCUGCGCUCCGGCCUCAGCCCCCGCGGGCUCACGCACCAGCUCGUGCGACACGACGACCUGCUGCUGGGCGAUUACCGCCUGCACCUGCGCCGCUCCCUAGUCCGACGGCGCAUGCUCGAGGCCCUGGGGGCGGAGCCGACCGAGGAAGAUUGA
Castor canadensis (American beaver) is the source of this 591-nucleotide messenger RNA. The record is from RefSeq and is a predicted model, not a curated record. Lineage: Eukaryota; Metazoa; Chordata; Mammalia; Rodentia; Castoridae.